Messenger RNA from Trichobilharzia regenti, 441 nucleotides. Lineage: Eukaryota; Metazoa; Platyhelminthes; Trematoda; Strigeidida; Schistosomatidae. The record is from the annotation of a GenBank genome assembly.
AUGGCUGCCUGUCUGGGAAGUCUCAUAGCUCUAACGGUUUUAUCGUUAUCCGAAAUUCAGGCGUGCGGUAGAAAUCCUUCUUUGGGUACCAUCUAUGAUUUCAAUGUUACAGAUAUCGACGGACGAGAGAUCCAACUGAGUAAAUACAGGAACAAAGAACCUGGGACCGAUCAAGAAAUAAAACAACGUGUAUUGGCCAAGUAUAACAUAACAUUUGAUUUAUUCCACAAAAUUGAUGUGAACGGUGAUAACGCUAUCCCACUCUACGUUUUCCUUAAGCAAUCCGUAUCAUCUUGGUUUUCCAGAAAUAUUGAGUGGAAUUUUGUUAAAUUUCUGGUAGACAGGAAUGGGUAUCCUGUAUCUCGUUACAGUUCAAUAACUUCACCAAAUACUAUGGAACCAGAAAUUAGAAAGUUACUUGGCCUUCAAGAUCAGCAAUAA